AUCGAUUGCGCGCAGCUGUAGCUCAUCGAUGCGCUCGGCGCUCGGUGCGCCUGGCCUGCCGCGCAUGCGCGGGGCGCACUGUACGGCAGGCGGGGACGCUGUGUACAAGAUGGCGGCGCCCGGCGUCGGCAUGGAACCUCCAGAUGAGGCCGCGGGACUGGUUCUGGGGAGGCUGGAGGAGGAGGCGCUGAAGCGACGGGAGAGGCUGAAGGCCCUGAGGCAGCGCACGCUGCAGAACAAGGAGAGCGAAGAACCUGAGUCCAAAAUUCCCAGAGAAGAUGAGGAAGAGGAGUCCAUCAAGCACAAGGAGAUCAAGCUGCGGAAUUACGAUCCCGAGGAUGAGGAGCUGAAGAAGAGGAAGCUGCCCCCAGCCAAACCGGCCUCAGUGGAGGACACRGUGAAGGACCAGCUGGAAGCUGCCAAGCCGGAGCCCAUCAUCGACGAGGUGGAUCUAGCGAACUUGGCUCCCAGGAAGCCUGACUGGGAUUUGAAGCGGGACGUGUCCAAGAAGUUGGAGAAGCUGGAGAAGAGGACCCAGAGAGCCAUCGCGGAGCUGAUCCGAGAGCGCUUGAAGGGGCAGGAGGAGGAGCUGGCAUCGGCUGUGGGAUCAGCCAAGCAGGAGGGAAGCGACUCCGACUGAGGAGAAUCCAUCGGGAACGGGCCCCGGAUCUGCUUCCUGCCAACCCCAUGGYCCCCAGGUAGAACCCCCUGGCUGGGACUGCUCAUCCCUUUCCCUGAACUUCCCAAAUCCUGCCAUGCCUGGAGRAGAGGCAGAUCCAAGGAGCCUGGCUGGCUGCUGAGGAGCUUCCAUGGAAAACUUCUGGGCAUCACAGGGGGCUGAUUGGGAGCAGGACAGACCCCCUUUUAUCUGGAACUUCACAGCCAGGACUUGGAGCAGGGAAAAGUGGGAAAACUCCAGGCUGGGGCUGGAAAGGUCAAUCCAGACUCACUGGGAAAGGAGGCAGGAUCAUUUCCCAAGGGAUUGGUGCUCCUGCUCCUGUGCAAAGACUCCUUGAGGCUCUGAGUGUUUGGGAAUAUCUACGGCCAGCCCCAGGAUUUCUGCAGGAAGGAAGGGCUGUGUGGCUCGGGAGUUGCUGGCUGCUCUGCAUCUGGCUGAGUUUCAUGUGAGAUUUGCUUUUCUCCUGGAAUUUCCCAGCCCUCCAGCAGUGUGUCCUGCUCCUCUGCAUGUUUUUUAUUGUCGUUAAUGGAUCUUUUCCUAAUAAAACAAUUCCAUGUUGGAAAAUGUCGCUUGUCCUGCAGAGGAGUGUGAGGAGGAGCAGUGGGAUUGAGCCCAUGGAGUUGGAGGAGCAGUGGGAUUGAGCCCAUGGGAAUUGGAGGAGGAGCAGUGGGAUUAAGUACAUGGAAGUUGGAGGAGGAGCAGUGGGAUUGAACCCCUGGCAGUUGGACAAGGAGCAGUGGGAUUGAGCCCAUGGAAACUGGAGGAGGAGCAGUGGGAUUGAGCCCCUGGAAGUUGGACAAGGAGCAGUGGGAUUGAGUCCAUGGAAACUGGAGGAGGAGCAGUGGGAUUGAGCCCCUGGAAGUUGGAGGUGGCCACAGCAGGUCAAGCACAAUUCCUGGGAUGAGCUGAUCCCRGUUAUUGUGUGCUCCAGGUUWCUGGAGGAUGCCAGCUGGGAAGGGUGAGUGGCUGGGCUCUGCCAAGCUGAUCUUUCAUUUUCCCUGGAAAACAUCGUUGUGGCUCUGGGACAUCAUGUGGGAURGUGCCUGAAUCCUCUGGGUUUGAUUCCAACGGGGUUUUAUCCCUGGUGCUGACACAAGAUUCCAGYUGGGAUGAAAAGAGCUGUUCCCAGUAAUUCCCACAUCCUCCUGCUUUUCCUGGUGGAAGGAGCUGCUGUGGGGAGAGAGUUACUGGCUUUUCCAUGUCCGCACGUGGGACAAGGUCAUUYCCAAAGUGUUGGAUCCUCUUCCUGGAUCUGCUGCCACUUCCCACUUCUCCAUGAUCCUCAGUGAGGAAUUCUGACCUGCAAGAGCCCCGUUCCUGCCUCCAGGGGAUGCUUGGGAGCAAAGAGCAGGUGGAAAAGCCCCUCAUUCCUCCAUUCCCAACCUCUGCCCUUCUCCUUGGCUCUCCCRUUCCUGGUGUUUGCAGCCAUUCCAGCUCCAUCCUCAGCCCCUGGAGGGGCCAUUCCCAGCUGUGUGUGGACACCAAGGAUGUGGACACUCCAUGGAGCAGUGGGAGAGCUGCACCCACCUGGGCCAGGCUUGGUGUUGGGAUGUGCCUGUGCCUUCCUUCUGGAUUCCCUCUGCAUUCCCUCUGGAUUCUCCAGUGGGAAAACACAUGGGCUGGGAGCUCGAACRUUUCCCUGUGGGGCAUUUUUGGGCUGUUUUUAGUGGUUUUCCCUAUUUUUCCUUGGAUGGGAAACAUCCCAGUGCUUCUCACUCGUGCUGGGGCAAAAUAUUUCUGGGAUAUCAGUGGGAAGAUGCCAUCAGGGAAGGCUGUGGCUGCCCCUGGAUCCCUGGAAGUGUCCAAGGCCAGGCUGGACASGGCUUGGAGCAGCSUGGAGUAGUGGGASGUGUCCCUGCCCAUGGAAAGGGGAUGGAAUGGGAUGAGCUUUAAGUUCCCUUGCAAUCUACAGCAGUCUGGAAUGCCCUCAUUCCAUGGAGCCAUGGAAUCUCUGGAAUGCCCUGUAGGUGUCAGCAAAUCUCCAUGUCCAGCAAUUCCCAACAGUUGGAAUUGGGAUAAGGCCAGGCUUCUCAUUCCUGCCAGGGAUUAUCCGUCCAUCCAUCCAUCCAUCCAUCCAUCCAUCCAUCCAUCCAUCCAUCCAUCCAUCCAUCCAUCCAUCCAUCCAUCCAUCCAUCCAUCCAUCCAUCCAUUUCUCACUUCUUGAAGGAAUAAUUUUGACUCCUUCAGCUCUCCAGGAAGAUCUCACUUGGAAAUGAAAAAUCACGACUUUUCUUUUUAGGACAAACAAAUGAAACAUUCUGACUUUUCCCUUUCCUGCGUGUUUUC
Molecule: messenger RNA, 2965 nt
Organism: Malurus melanocephalus (red-backed fairy wren)
Lineage: Eukaryota; Metazoa; Chordata; Aves; Passeriformes; Maluridae
Gene: CCDC12
Product: coiled-coil domain containing 12
Exons: 7
Coding region: 29-640 (203 amino acids)
Cellular component (GO): post-mRNA release spliceosomal complex; U2-type spliceosomal complex
Source: RefSeq, a predicted model, not a curated record